GCUGACUGUUUAUCUUGUUUUGUCUCAAACUGCUGGCUUCCUUUUUUCUUUUUCUUUUUUGUUGUUGUAAUAAUAAUAAUAAUAAUAAUAUACGUCUCCAGUCUCCCACUCUUAGGCACUUCACUCCCUCGGAUUCCUUGAGGACGUAUGAAAACCGGACGAAUAAUCACAUGAAGCCUCUGACCAGGCUGGCACCUAAAAGGCUCAGUGAGGGCCCUCUCACAGUCGUGGUGCCGUCCAUGUCCAACGGACCCACACGCCUAACGUCUGCACCUUCACAAGGAAUUUUUAUACAAGGGCGCCACUUUCAGCACGCACAACUGCCCUCCGCAAUAAGGAAACCAGUCCAAAGCCUUGAUUUGAAGGAAAGAAACGACUUCUCCACCACACAGCAAACUCUCGAGGUAGACAACAUCGUCCUCACCUGCCCAGAGAUGCCAGAGGAGGAGACCCUGAACAUAAAACGUCGUGUCCAGCAGAAGAGGAAACCGCUGGAGGGAUGCAGCUUUUCUUCGCAGGUCAAAGCAGCAGAGCCUCUCCGGUUGACCGUCUGCUCGAGGAUGUGUGUGAAGUGCAACAAACCGAGUAACGACAGCAACAAGUGUCAGAACUGUGGGAACAAUCUAUCGACGCCGCCGUGCCAGCAGACUACGCUGCCCACCCCGGCCCUGCGGCCCUCCAUCAGAUCCCAGCCCUCCUCUGGACCAAACAGCCUGCAGCAAAACUUUUACAAACCGGUCGUGACCGCAAGGGUUCCCCGCGGGGACGCCCUGUCAACACGGCUCGCGACCACCAGGGGGACCCUGCUGCCUCUGAACAACGGGAGGACACCCCUGUUAGCAGGGACGUCGAGCUGCUGCGCGGCCAGAAACCCACCCAAAGCUACGAGGACGGCGACGGCGGCACAGCAGCACGAACUGAACGAUCCUAUCGUCCUGUCCAGUGAUGAGGAGGAGGAAGAGGCCGACAACGCCAGCACAGGAAGCGUCAACAGACUGGACAGCGUUUCCCCUCGACCCGCCGACUCCGCUCACUCCUCUCCGGCGCCCUCCGGAGGCAGGGUGGAAGCGGCAGUGAAAAGCGUCGCAGAGGAGGAGGAGGUGAACCUGGACUUCUUUGAAGAAAUGGUGAGCACGAAGAUCACGAUACCUCGGCGAGCGCGGAUGAAAGAUCAGUUUGGGAAUCAACCUCCCGAGCAGUUCUCACCGAGGACGAAGAAACCCAAAAUUGAGUCCAGCCUGUGCGACAGCAUCAUCCUGGAGUGUCGGAGCGUAAGAGUGGGAUCUCUACGCAGGAUGGUGACGAAGCCCGUCGUCUUUUCCAUCGAGCACAUCCAGCUGGAGACCGAAGGCUCAGAGCGCGGCACUGUAGAGAAGGUGUGCCUUCAGGCGUCGGAGCUGAUCAGCUGCGAGUGGUGCAACGUGCGGAAACUUCCCGUCUUGUUCUUCCAGACGACCCCGCAGGAGUGCCAGCGCCUGCGCACUCAGCUCAACAUGUCCAAGGAGAAGGGAGGCCAGUGGUACGACUGCACAGGAGACGAGUCGGACGAGAAGUACAUCGUCCUCAUCUUCGAGAACGGCUUGCCGAUGAAGGAGCAGAUGAUCCUGGAGGACAUCCUGGGCGAGAUCGGCAGGACCAACAAACUCAUCCCCUUCCCUGCCAAGCUGCCCUUCGAGGAGGCCAACAUCCGACUCGUCAACUACAACAAGGCAACAAAGCAGAGGGAGGAGAAGGUGACGCCGGUACACACCCCACCCAAACUCACCCCCGCCUCCUCCCCAGUAACCAAGGCUUCACAGGUCUCCCCCGUAGCAUCCGUCAGCAUGCCUGUGCGCACGCGGAUGGCCACCCGACAGCAGACCAGCGCCUUCUUUGAAGAUGAUGAAGACGACAUGACCGACCUGCAGCCCACCUUCUCCGGACCAAUCGUCAAGUUAAUGGUGUACCCUCCUCCUCCAGCCAAAGGUGGAAUAACCGUCACUAAUGAAGACCUGCACUGCCUUAAUGAUGGGGAAUUCCUUAACGAUGUUAUCAUAGACUUUUAUUUAAAAUAUUUAGUUUUAGAGAAGUUAAAAAAAGAAGAUGCACAAAGAAUCCAUGUGUUCAGCUCUUUCUUCUACAAACGGCUGAACCAGAGAGAGCGCAGGAACGCCCCGGACACAACAAACCUGCCCAUCCAGAAAAGGAAGCACAACAGGGUAAAGACGUGGACUCGACAUGUUGAUCUAUUCCAGAAGGAUUUUAUUUUCGUUCCUAUCAAUGAGUCAGCGCACUGGUACCUGGCCGUUAUCUGCUUCCCGGGCCUUGACCGUCCGGUGCUUGAGCAGAACCCGCUGUACCACAGCCUGUUUCCCGCCACCCUCACCGCAGAGUCUGAGGAGAACAUCCCGGACCACUGCCGGCCUCUGUCUCCGGACAGAGACGGGCUGGACAGCUCCUCGGAGCAGCUUUCACCCGGAGGAGCUCCGGAGGGGUCCUUGGACGAUCUGACUGAUGGCGAACUCGCUACUGAAAGCCCUGCAUUCACGGAGGGUGGGCAGCAAGAGCCCUCUGCAAUGUCAGGGAACGGCCAGGUCAACGGCGAGCAACAAUACACGAGCGGAUUGCACAGAAUCAGUAUGUGCUACGGUUCAGGAAAAAUGGACGACGACCCCUACACCUUCUCCGAUGACCAGAGCUCCUGUCAGGUGCUUCAUUGCCUCCAUUUAUCAAUCAUAGAAGUAAUCUGCUUGGAGUGCAUAAAAUGCUUUAACGUUGAGGCUACUCGGACCUGCUCUGUGGGUUUCGUGGCGUCUGACUGCGUCUGCGUUUGUUUUAGGUACCUGGAGGUAGAGUGGGAGGUGCGUAAAGGCACUCAAAGGAGUUUUGGGAAGGACGUCAUGAAGGGUUCCAGCCCACGCGUCCCUCAGCAGGACAACUUCAGCGACUGUGGCGUUUACAUCCUGCAGUAUGUGGAGAGCUUCUUUGAGAAUCCGAUUCCCAGCUUCCACCUGCCAAUGAACCUGUUGGAGUGGUUCCCUCAGCAGAGGAUGAAAACGAAGCGCGAGGAGAUCAAGGAGCUUAUCCGAAAGAUUCAAGCUCAGCAGGAACUGGACAAGAAGGAGUCUGACCAGGUCGAGGCUCCGCCGGGCUCCCCAGAGGAGCCGGAGAUCGAAGAGACAUCUGGGUUGAACGGCAGACUGCCAAACAUACCCAUUAGACCCUGAAUCCACCUCACCCCCCUCCUGUUUGGCGUGGGAGGGGGGCGUGGACCUGAUUGUACGCUGCUGGUUUCACUUUGACGUGUCUGAAACGUUCCUCACCUCCCUCCGUUAACCACAGACCACACCUGAACUUUGUACUGAAUAAAUGAUGAAGUGUAAAUACGCCGGAGUUUCUCCCGCUGCCUUUGUAAUUUACUGUUAUACGAGUCAUUCAUGGAGUGCCCCGUUAAGUUAUGUUUCAUAGAUGUUCUUCUCUCUGCAGGAGGAUCCCUGCAGAAGAUACUGUCUCGCUCUCGCAUUGGUUAUUUUCUAAGCUUUCAGGUUUGUGUAGACAAACAGAAGGAGAAGAAUAAAAGAACAGAAAAUUGCUGUCUAAGUUAUAAGGAUCCACCCGUCUGAGGAGAGAAACGGUUUUUGGAGAGUUGAUUUCCAGCUCGUGAAUCACACGGUCGUAGUUCAGUGCUUGUUGUGUCUCUUCCAUGUGGAGUGGAUAAAUUUUCAGCAUUAAAAGAAAACUUUUGAUGCAAGAGCA
Pundamilia nyererei is the source of this 3735-nucleotide messenger RNA. RefSeq names its product SUMO specific peptidase 6a (gene senp6a). Gene Ontology annotation, molecular function: SUMO-specific endopeptidase activity. Bases 171 to 3206 code for a protein of 1011 amino acids. The transcript is spliced from 19 exons. Gene Ontology annotation, biological process: protein desumoylation; regulation of kinetochore assembly; proteolysis. The record is from RefSeq and is a predicted model, not a curated record. Lineage: Eukaryota; Metazoa; Chordata; Actinopteri; Cichliformes; Cichlidae. Gene Ontology annotation, cellular component: cytoplasm; nucleus.